This is a messenger RNA of Lichtheimia ornata, 1764 nucleotides long. RefSeq lists its product as uncharacterized. The coding region runs from base 1 to 1764 and encodes 587 amino acids. The record is from RefSeq and is a predicted model, not a curated record. The transcript has 7 exons. Gene Ontology annotation, molecular function: aldehyde dehydrogenase (NAD+) activity. Lineage: Eukaryota; Fungi; Mucoromycota; Mucoromycetes; Mucorales; Lichtheimiaceae.
AUGGACUUGGGACAAGUUACCACUACCCAGUGGGCCACGGUGGCUGUGGGUGCUCUCGCAAGCUGGCUGUUCUUAUCAUGGCUAUCCCAACCAAAGAGCAAACACUUUAAAGUACCUGUUCCUAAUGAGGCCGAUCCUUCUUGGAAGGGACCUGUGCUUGAGAAUCCUUCCAUUCGCGAUACUGGCUCGAAUGACAUUGUGUGUUAUGACCCGGCUACUGGUUAUCAUCUCGGCAAUAUCCCGUCACCAAGUGUUGAACAUGUCCGUGAAGCUUAUGCAAAGGCACAGAACGCACAAAAGAAGUGGGCCAAGACUACAUUUGAGGAACGUCGUGCAGUGUUGAAUAGUCUGUUGGACUUCGUGCUCGAGAAUCAAGAAGCGAUUUGUCGUGUUGGAUGCCGGGAUACUGGCAAAACAAUGGUGGAUGCCUCUCUUGGUGAAGUGAUUACCACUUGCGCCAAAUUACGUUGGACAAUCGAUAAUGGUGAAUCCGUACUUGCUCCCGACUACCGUGAUCCAGGCCUUAUGAUGAUGUACAAGCAUGCAAAGAUUGUUUAUCAGCCUAUGGGUGUUGUUGCUGCUUUGGUGAGCUGGAAUUAUCCCUUCCACAAUGCAUUGGGUCCUGUUAUUUCUGCUUUGAUGUCUGGCAAUGGUAUCAUUGUUAAGGCUUCUGAAUAUGUCGCUUGGUCUACGCAAUACUAUCACAAGAUCAUUCAAAAAUGUCUCGAGGCCCAUGGUCAUGAUCCUGAGCUUGUCCAAAUGCUUACUGGUUUUGCUGAUGUGGGUGAGGAAGUGGUACGAUGCGGCGUCAAUCAUGUCACUUUUAUUGGUUCUCCUGGUGUCGGUAAAUUGGUGCAACGCAAUGCCUGUGAUCAUCUCGUCCCUUGUCUUUUGGAAUUGGGUGGCAAGGAUGCCGCUAUCUUGUUAAAGGAUGCUGAUCUCAACCAAGCCAUUCCUGUUUUGAUGCGUGGCGUCUUUCAAAAUUGUGGUCAAAACUGCAUUGGUAUUGAGCGUAUCAUCGUGGCUGCCGAGAUCUAUGACAAGGUGGUUGAGGAAAUGGACCAACGUAUUGCCAAACUUCGUCAAGGAUCGGUAUUGGCAGAUGGCAAUGGAGUGGAUUGUGGUGCACAGACCAUGGGCAAUCAGUUUGUAAAAUUGGAAGGACUUGUUCAAGAAGCCGUUUCUCGUGGUGCACGUCUUUUGAAAGGUGGCAAACGUUAUCAUCAUCCUAAGCACCCCCAUGGCCAAUACUUUGAACCUACUCUCCUUGUGGAUGUGACACCCGACAUGGAUAUUGCCAACGAAGAAGCAUUUGCUCCUAUCAUGGUGAUUAUGAAACAUACUGGCCCUGAGGAUGCUGUACGUGUGGCCAAUGCUUGUCCUUAUGGCCUCGGUUCAUCCGUGUUCUCAGCUGACAAGUCCUUGGCCGAACGCAUGUGCUUGCAGCUUAAGGUUGGCAUGACCAAUGUCAACGACUUUGCAGUCAAUUACUUGUGCCAAAGUCUCCCAUUCGGCGGUGUUGGCAUUUCUGGCUAUGGUCGCUUUGCUGGUGUUGAAGGUCUUCGUGGCCUCUGUGUUCCCAAGGCUGUCACCAUUGAUCGUAUUCCAUUUGUCAAGACGCCUAUUCCCCCCAUCCUCGAUUAUCCUAUCGAUAGCUUGACCAAGAGCUUCACCUUCUUACAAGGAUUGAUUAACAUGAUGUAUAAUCCCAGUUAUGCUGCCAAGGCCAAGGCCGUGCUUGAUCUCAUCAAGGCAAACUUUUAG